UUGGAGAUGUGAAAAAAAGGAGGAGGAGGGGGGGAGGAGGAGGAGGAUAAGGAAAAACACUAAAGGGGUAGCUAUGGAGAUAGAACGUUUGGCUGGCUGCUUUCUUUGACAGGUGUUGAGUGGGGUAAAAGUCUUAAAACAGAAUCCAGCAUGUACGCUAAAGGUAAAGGAGCUGUCGUCCCUUCCGAUAGCCAAGCGAGAGAAAAGUUAGCUUUAUAUGUGUAUGAGUAUUUGCUGCACGUCGGUGCACAGAAAUCAGCACAGACCUUCCUGUCAGAGAUCCGAUGGGAGAAGAACAUUACACUGGGGGAGCCCCCUGGAUUCCUUCACUCAUGGUGGUGUGUAUUCUGGGAUCUGUACUGCGCUGCUCCAGACCGGAGGGAGACAUGUGAACAUUCCAGCGAGGCCAAGGCUUUCCACGAUUAUAGUGCAGCUGCUGCCCCUAGUCCGGUGAUGGGUAACAUGCCCCCCAACGAUGGCAUGCCUGGUGGACCCAUGCCCCCGGGCUUCUUUCAAGGACCUCCCGGCUCCCAGCCGUCACCCCACGCACAGCCACCCCCACACAACCCCAACAACCCCAUGAUGGGACCUCAUGGCCAGCCUUUCAUGUCCCCAAGGUACCCAGGUGGACCUCGCCCCUCACUCCGCAUGCCAAAUCAGCCCCCUGUGGGAGUCCCAGGGUCACAGCCUCUCCUGCCAAACAGCCUGGACCCCACCAGACCACAGGGACAUCCAAACAUGGGCGGCCCGAUGCGGAUGAAUCCCCCCAGAGGGAUGGGUGGCAUGGGCCCACAGAACUAUGGUGGUGGAAUGAGGCCUCCUCCCAACUCCAUGGGGCCAGGAAUGCCAGGGAUGAAUAUGGGUCCUGGAGGUCGAGGUCCCUGGCCCAAUCCCAACGCAAACUCAAUAGCCUAUUCCUCGUCAUCUCCUGGCAACUAUGUGGGUCCUCCAGGGGGCGGAGGCCCACCAGGUACUCCCAUCAUGCCUAGCCCAGGAGACUCCACAAAUUCCAGUGAAAAUAUCUACACAAUGAUGAAUCCUAUUGGCCCUGGUGGUAACAGGCCUAAUUUCACAAUGGGGCCGGGCCCUGAUGGCCCAAUGGGUGGAAUGGGAAGCAUGGAGCCACACCAUAUGAACGGAUCGCUAGGCUCUGGUGACAUGGAUGGGUUGCCAAAGAAUUCUCCCAACAACAUGGCAGUCAUGAACAACCCUCCGGGAACUCCGCGGGAUGAUGGGGAGAUGGCAGGGAACUUUUUAAACCCAUUCCAAAGUGAAAGUUAUUCACCCAACAUGACGAUGAGUGUGUGAUUUUAUUUUUUAUUUUAUUUUUCUUUAUUUUCUUUCUUUUUUUAUCUCUCCCCCUUUCCCUCCCACCCCGCUGCAUCUUGCGUUUCCCUCUCCUCUCCCCCCCCCCCCUCUCCUCUCCUCUCCUCCCCUACUCUCCCUCCUCCUCCACCCUGGAUGGCAUGCUGUGUUUCGCAGCCCCCUGGGAUGUCACUGGAUCGCAGGAUUCCCAUCAAGGCCACCCAUCCCAGUGUUUGCAAAGUGGGGGUUCAGGGCAGGAAACAGUCUCAGAGCCACAGGAAGAGCCAACUCAGUGAUUCUUCCUGCCUGCCUGGCUUCCUCACAGGCCCAGGACAGUGAAAAUGGGGGACUCUGUCUGUCUGGCUGUCUGCAGGAACUCCCCUCAACAACAGGCCUUUCAGCAUCAAGGCUGGUGGCUCCACUCUACUCAAUAAUUGUAUUCUUAUUUUAUUGAAAUGUUGUUUUUGCAUGCAGCAGUUGAGUGAGAGGUUCAAAGCUCACCCUCAUUCAAUUCCUGUGUCCUUUUGUUGAAAUGAAAAGCUGAACUGGUGAUAUAUUAGGGCAAGAACAGUUUUCAUGAUAUGUUUGUAUUUUAUGAAUAAUAUUAUUGUUAUAAUUUUCAUAAUUGAUAUUGCUAUAAUGUUGUAGUUUUGAUUUCCUGUUAAUGGCACAUUGUAUCUCAACAACAUCCACAACAGAAUGAGCACACACUCAAAAAAUGCACAAUGACACUUCUGUUUACAUGAUUUUAGGUAUUGGAUGUUUCUUGUUUGUUUUAUUUGUCUCAACCCCCUACACAUACCUCUGUCUUCUGUUCUUCGCAGAAUUUGUGGCCAGUGUCUUUACUACCAGAAAAAUAUGGCAGAAAAAAUGUAAACACUCAAGCAGGGUGUGAUAGGAAUACAAGGAUAGCUGUUUGAAAUCGCUCUUAUCUAAGAAUUAUCCUUCCUAAAACUCCCAUCCAUCCAUCCAUCUAUCCAUGUUAGCAUGGGAGUUCCCCAAAACUUCUGAAUGUGAAAAGGGUGGCGAUCUCAGAAACGUCUUUAUCUUUUGGUACUCAAUAGUCUGUCAAUCUACAUGUCUGGUCACACACACCCCUCCCAAAAUGUAAUGUCAUAAUAUAUGUAUUUCUACAGGCUUGUUACUGUGCAAGGAGGGACUGAUCGAAUGUAAUUUGGACAGUUGCUCCUAAUUCUACUUUCAGUUCAGGUGGCUUGGAACAAUAAUGUUUCUGUCUUGCGACCAGUGUCCUUCCUAUUCAGUAAAGAGAAAGGGUUUUUAGACCCUCUAUGCUCUUCUAUGGCUUUGUUCUUGCCUGUAAAUACAACAUAUUGAGCUUGUAUUGUGCUUGUUUAUUUGUUGUUUUGAUAUACAACUUGAGAAUCCUGAAAGUGGUUUCUUCUCCUGCAUUGAUUUCACUGUUACCCUUCAUACAAACUCAAGGCUCAAUGUUAUUUUACUGAUCUGAUCCCGUGAUACAGGCCCCUUGCUACUGGUUUCCAUGUUGUCUUUGGUGUACAAACCUCUAGCUGCUUCCUUCCAGUUAGGGUUGACCUCACAGGUCCUUAUGAUCCGGUGUCUGACCCCUCUCACAUGCAACCAUAGUUUAGCGAGGGGCAAAAGGCGUCCACAUGCUUCCAAUCUGAAACCGUUCGAUUGAGUUUGUGCAUAUAUUAUGACAUUUUGUAAAAAAAAAUAUUUAAAAAAGAGAAAUAGUGCACCAAACAUCUUUGUUAGAUGUAAAAUUGCACGACUAAGAUCUCCUCGGCAAAAACAUAAAACAUAUUGACAAAUUUCUUGAGUUAUCUAAGAUGAAUUCUUACUAUUUUGAGGAAGUGUAUACUGGCUACAGCGUCUCAAAAUGGACAAACCUUACUAUUGCCGCAAAGGUAUUUUUGUUAUAGAGUAUGAGAUCACACUCGUUCGGUUCGGCUAGCCGAGUUCCACUAGGUGCCAGCCGAACUGAAGCAUGCUGACGCCUUAACACCACAGAGCUCCCAUCCACCAGUUCCCUCUGUGGGUCUAGGCCUAUCCAUGGGCUGUUAGAUCCUGUGUUUGGGGGGGCUGUAGCACCACUGGUGAUGGGAGUGUGAAAUGACUGGAGUGACUACACGGUGGGGCUUCACUCUCCCGCUACAAAUAAGGAGUGCUCUACAGAGCAUAGAGUACCUUUAAUUCCACCUGCUCACCUCAAAUACAUACUUUGAGAAAUGAGACAAUUCUACCUGGUUGGACUGAAUUGUGAGUCAAACUAUUUCUUUUAUUCUAGUUUAUUUGUUUGAUAUUGUUUGAAUUUCUAUUAAGUGUAUUUAAGAUGAUUUUUUUUUUAAAGCCCAUAGAAUCUGCACACCUAAGGAAAGACUUUGCCUAAGGCUGUUCCUCAAACUUUCAUAUGAAAUGGUUAUUAAUCCAAGGGGUUCAACUCUCUUGCGGAGACGUGUUGUGCUUUUUUGAAAAAAAGUAAAGUUACAUAUUUUUGUUCUUAUUUAAAAUCAUUCUGGCCUCUGUCUGUGAUUGGUCUUUUGCCAGUGACCUUGCUAUAGUGUUGGCAGAUCCGGUAUGGAGUAGCUUGGAUUCGGAGCUAAACAGGUCCAUCUUCUGGGUAGGUUGUCUUGAGGAAUGACUCGCUCCAGUGUUCCUCUAGCAGACUGACUGGCACACAGCCCUCUGUCCCACACCCGCCCCCUACAGCCCCAUCCUCACUCUUGAGCCCUCCUUUCCUUUAAUUUCCUUUUUGUAAAUACUGUAUAAUGCAUUUUGAUAUCAUUGACAUGUUUUGAUAUGUCAGUCACUACCAAUGAAUACAGCUUAAAGUAAAUUAUAAGUGAACUGUCCAUGUUUUCAUAAUAAAGAGACGAUGUGCUUGACAUUUGAUUUAAGUUGGCUAAAAACAAAAUUGUGGUAAAAAUUAAAUAUUUAUGUAUAUUUACUUGAACAUGUGAACAUGCAGUAACUGCAUCCUAAACACUAUUGUUUCUGGUCAGUAAACAUGUAGGAAAUGUGAAAACAAUCUACUGUUAAUUUAGCUGUAAGGACAGAGAGAGGUGAAGGGGAUGUCUGAUGUCAUUGAUACAGUUUAUUCUUGCAACUACAGCGUCCUCACUCUGUCCUUGACCCCUGUUGCCAAUGGAAAUAAUCUCAAAUGAGUUCUAAGAAUGAUUAUUGCCUACUCAAAGGCCAUCGUCUCGUUAACAUGUGACCACAUAUUACAGUUUUUAAUAUGAAGGAUUUUUAUCAAUUUAAGACAAACUUUUAAAAGGAAAAAAGACUAAAGGAACCUAAUUUUAAAUUGAAAGACUAGAUAAAAGUGAAACUUAUGGGGGAAAACUGUGUCCUUGCUAUUACUCCUGAUGAAAUAGCGUUGUAAAGAUUGAUGCUCACUGAUCCUCUCUCAGUCCUCUGUGUAAUACAAUUGUUGGCCAUCUCUGUACUUAUAUUGUGAUAUAUAAUACUGUAACAUUAGAAGGGGGGGGGGGGGUCGAAGGGGAAGGAAAAAAAUAUUAUCCUGUAUCGUUCAUUGUCCUUUCUGACGACUUGGCAGUAUUCUAUAUGAAGCAGUCUGUCUCUUGGGUUUGCUUUGUAUUUCAUGGUAGGAUAGUUCAGAUCUUGUCUUAGGGACUUAGAUGUCUUGUGUAGGUAAUAAAGAUGUCCUUUGUAUGUUUCUUUAUAUUGUAAAGUUUCUUUAGACUGAAAGAAUAAAAUAUUUGCUUAUCAAAAGAAACGACUGCAUCAAUAAUAAAUGUAAUUUGAUUUUU
This is a messenger RNA of Oncorhynchus kisutch (coho salmon), 5060 nucleotides long. RefSeq names its product single-stranded DNA-binding protein 3-like. Gene Ontology annotation, molecular function: single-stranded DNA binding; protein binding. NCBI's taxonomy places the organism in Eukaryota, Metazoa, Chordata, Actinopteri, Salmoniformes, Salmonidae. Gene Ontology annotation, biological process: positive regulation of transcription by RNA polymerase II. The transcript has 18 exons. Bases 151 to 1308 code for a protein of 385 amino acids. Gene Ontology annotation, cellular component: nucleus. The record is from RefSeq and is a predicted model, not a curated record.